This is a messenger RNA of Colossoma macropomum (tambaqui), 2503 nucleotides long. RefSeq names its product RING finger protein 148 (gene rnf128b). Lineage: Eukaryota; Metazoa; Chordata; Actinopteri; Characiformes; Serrasalmidae. The transcript is spliced from 7 exons. The coding region runs from base 130 to 1341 and encodes 403 amino acids. The record is from RefSeq and is a predicted model, not a curated record.
AGCUCCACCUGACGUAAAGCAAUCUUGGAUUACCGUGGGCUGAUAUCUUAUUACAAUUAACUGCAGGUACAGAGCAGCACUACACAGUGUGUUGAAGAGCAGUGGAACUGCUUACCUGGCUCUGUAAAAAUGGAAAAGGACAAAAGAGAGAUCCGAUGGUUCUCAUGGGUCUGGCUAGCAUUAUUGAUUUCCCAGUUUCCAGCCCAUUCAAGUGCCUUCAUGGUCUGUUGGAGUGCUUAUGUGGAGCUCCGGUACUUCAGUCCAGUGACCAACCAGAGUACGACCAGUGUGUGUGAGUGUGGAGUGUAUGGGUCAGACUCGCCUUUGGAUGCAGAAUCUGGGUAUGUGGCACUUCCUAAUUCAGAUCCGCUGGCCUGCUCUCCCAACAUCACCUUUGCUGUCAACCGUAAGCCAUGGAUAGCUCUCAUCAAAAGAGGUAACUGUAGCCAUGCUGACAAGAUCCAGGCAGCAGAGCAAGAGGGAGCCUCAGCUGUAGUUAUCUACAACAUUGAUGGCACUGGAAACUCAACAAAUCCCAUGUCCCAUUCAGGGACUGGCAGCACAGUGGCCAUCAUGAUCGGCAAUCACAUGGGGAAACAAAUCACUAGUCUGGUUGAGAGUGGAACGGAGGUCUAUAUGAGCCUGUUAGUGGGCAACCCAUAUAAGACUUGGGGCAACCCUUUGUGGGUCUAUGUCAUGUCUUUUACCUUCUUCGGAAUAACAGCCAUUAUUCUGGGAUACUUCAUCUUCGUGGUCAUUAGGCGCCUCUACCGAAACAGACAGCUCCGGAUCCAGCAGAGAGAACUUAAAAAGGUGGCUGAGAGAGCUAUUGCCAAGUUACAAGUUCGGACACUGCGGCGAACUGAUCCGGAAGUUGAAGCAGAAGAGAACAACUGUGCUGUGUGUAUUGACUCUUUCAAGAGGGGUGAUAUUGUGACAACUCUGCCGUGCAGCCACCUCUUCCACAAAACAUGCAUUGAACCAUGGUUACUGGAACACCAUACCUGCCCUAUGUGCAAAUAUGACAUCCUUAAAGGAGAGGUUGGGGUAGAACCUACUCAGGAAUCUUCCAUGCCACCAGCAGAUGUCAGGUUUUAUCCAAGCUCUGUCUCAGGGUCACUGGCAGAAACACCAGACGUGGUCAGAUCUCUAGAGCAACAAGCUGAAGCCAGGCCAGGCUUAGGUCUUCAGACUGCUGGAUGUGCCAUUCAAGUAUCGAAUCACAUUUAUGAAGACCCAUAUGCCACGAGAGAGGGGCACAUCUAUGAGAACCAAGCAUUUGAAGAGGAACAGCAGAUCACUGACCAUCAGGACAGUAACCAUCAGACACAUCACGUUUAGAAUUCCCUGCAUAGUCUUCAGUAAGAUGGUCUCUUGAACUGGGGUAUAAUAAGGAAAAGAAUAGGAAAAAAGGGCCUGACAGGGUUAUCUGACCCAGAAAUUAGAGCCCUUUAAAAAGCAGCUUGAAAUAAUCAACUGUAACACCAUGGAUUGCACUAAUUCUAAUGAUUCUGAAAACAAAGAUUGUUAGAUUAGAUAAUGGGUUUGGCAGCAUUUUUUCAAAAGCAUGCACUUCAAGGCUGUUGAUUUUUCACCUAAAGACUGACUGUCAGAAAUGUGCUCAGUGCUCUGCUAUGCAAAAUGAAUGACUUUAUAUUUUUAGAAAUUUGAUAGAUUUUAAGAAUCUACAAAUUAUUUUUCCCAUUUACGAUCCAAAAGGGGCCAAAUACUGAAUCAUAAACUGUAUUAUAAUGUAUCAUACACUCAUUAUUCCUUCUAACUAUUGCGAUAGUUUGCCUGUGAUACUAUAAAAUAAACUUAUAUUUUUAAAUAACAUCUUGUCAAGUUAUUUUUACAGAGAGGUCAGAAUCAGAAAUUUAAUUUUGUCAUGUCCCUCUCUUUGCAACAUAGCUGUUUACUUGAGCCAACUUCUUGAUAUGCCAGAAUGUUUAUUUAAAACAGGCUGCAUCUCACUGACACGCCUACGACCACAGGCUAACUAAACUCACUGACUUGCCAGGAAGUCUGUGCCAAAGAAGUGUAAUGUACAUGUGACAAAACUUCCACUGAAUAUAGAAAACAGUUAGUGUACUAAGUGAGCUAAGCUGAACUGGUCAGUCUUGACAGUCUGUCUUGCAAACUGUUGUUAUUGGGGAGCAUGCUGUGUAGAGCAUUCGGCAUCCCUUGCUGUCAGUGGAAGCUAAUUAUAACCCUUGACUAGGGAUCUUUGAAGUGGACGAAGUCAGCGGAGGAGGUGCAGUCUGGUAUGUGACUUAGAAAUCGUUGAGAAGACUUCUAAAUUUAACCCUUUAGGAAAAGAGACACUAUAUCUAAAAAGGGCUGUGAAACAUAAAUCCAUCUUAACUGUAAGUUCUGCAUUGUACACUUUGCACCAGUGGAACAUUAAAGUAAUUGUAAUUUCCUGUAUAGCUUUCCAAAAUGAAGACUGUUAAUGCUGUAUUGUGCAAAUAUGUAUAUUGGUAAAUAAAAAUAAUAAAUAUCU